AUGCCCCUCUCAGGAGAGAGUAAAGUCUCGCUCAGGCAACAUGUGUCUUCGCCGCCGCAGGAAACGGCUCCCCCGUCGCCGUUGGCAGCUAUCAGACAAUCUCCGAAGAUCCUGGGAUAUUGCCUAGCUCUGGCUUCUGGUAUCCUACUUUUCGGAUAUGACCUGGUCAUUGUGGGAAAUGUUUCCGCCAUGCCGGAGUUCCAACGCGAUUUCGGCCGUCGACUAGACGGGAAGUUGAUCAUUCCGUCCCUAUGGUUAGGUCUAUGGGAUGUAGCAAGUCCUCUUGGAGGUCUGUUUGGGGCUUUAACUGCGGGCUUCAUGCAGGACCGUGUCGGACGUCGCUUCUGCUUAGCCUUUGCGGGUAUCUUAUCAGCAGCUGCAGUCGCGGUCGCAUACGUUUCGAACCUCCCAGAUGAUAUAGACGCCCGCAGGGCAGUCUUCUUCACGGCGAAGCUUGUGCAAGGCCUUGCCAUCCAUAUAAUCUCGUGCACGACGCAAACAUACAUGUCAGAGGUUUUGCCUGCCGUGCUGCGAGGCCCGAUUCUUGCCUUUUUCCCAAUAUUCAUCCUUCUGGGGCAGCUGGUGGGAAGUAUAGUGGUCUAUAAGUCUUUGGAUAUUAUUGGGAGUAGAGGAUAUCGAAACUGCUUCAUCUCACAGUGGCCGUUCUCGGCAUUGCCGCUGCUCGUUGCAGUGAUCCUUCCUGAGAGCCCGACGUACCUCAUUCGGAAGAACCAGAUCACCGCUGCUCGAAAAUCACAACGACGGCUGGAUUCUAACGACGUUGAAUCGGAAAAGAAUCUGGAGCAACUCUGCUUGUUUAUUGAAAAGGAAGACCAAGACGCUGCUAGCAACGCGACGGGGUACCGUGACUGCUUCCGAGGCGUCGACCGUCGUCGGACCAUGAUCGUCAUGUUUGCAAAUCUCAUCUCGUCGUUCUUCGGUCUGCCGCUCCUAUCGAAGAGCAGCUACUUCCUGCAGAUUGUCGGCAUGGAGCACCGUCGAAGUUUUGUGUUUCUGCAGGUUGGCCUUGGGAUGGGGCUGGUGGCUAACAUCAUCAGUAUGCAGACACUGACAAAAUUUGGCCGCGUGCCUCUCAUCAUUGGCAGCCUGGGGGCUUCAGCUCUCGCGUGGACGGGGAUGGGAAUUGCUGGCUGCUUCCCGGGUACGGUUAGCGCAUGGUAUAUCGGCGUCACACUAGUCGUGAUAAUUGCAGUCUGCGGUAUUGGCGCGUGGCCCGCAUCCUACGCUGUUGGGGGAGAAACAUCAUCUUUGCGACUGCGUGCCAAGACACAAGGAUUGGGCUGGUUCGUCAUCGGACUAUCCAGCGCCGUAUUCAACCUCACCUUGCCGUAUAUCUUCAAUCCGGAUGAGGGGGCAUUGCGCGGGAAGACAGGAUUUAUGUUCGCAGCACUUUGUAUCAUCGCACUAGCAGGGACAUGGUUCUUCGUGCCGGAGAUGAAAGAUCGGACGCCCAGCGAAAUCGAUGACAUGUUUGAAGCGGCUUUGCCUGCGCGGCAGUUCAAAAAGUGGAUUCGAGACGAUCAGCUGUUUUCAGAGCAGUCUCCACAUCAAUGA
Messenger RNA from Aspergillus ibericus CBS 121593, 1575 nucleotides. RefSeq names its product MFS general substrate transporter. The record is from RefSeq and is a predicted model, not a curated record. Bases 1 to 1575 code for a protein of 524 amino acids. Lineage: Eukaryota; Fungi; Ascomycota; Eurotiomycetes; Eurotiales; Aspergillaceae. The transcript is spliced from 3 exons. Gene Ontology annotation, molecular function: carbohydrate:proton symporter activity. Gene Ontology annotation, cellular component: membrane. Gene Ontology annotation, biological process: transmembrane transport; carbohydrate transport.